Molecule: messenger RNA, 946 nt
Organism: Cyprinodon variegatus (sheepshead minnow)
Lineage: Eukaryota; Metazoa; Chordata; Actinopteri; Cyprinodontiformes; Cyprinodontidae
Product: methyltransferase-like protein 7A
Exons: 2
Coding region: 82-897 (271 amino acids)
Molecular function (GO): S-adenosylmethionine-dependent methyltransferase activity
Source: RefSeq, a predicted model, not a curated record
AACUCCUAUUUGAAAAAGGACAAAAUAAGGAGUUUAAUGGCAGUGUGGUCAUUUGUCGCCACCUAGUGGUCAGACAAACGAAUGGCCAGUAUUAGCGGUGUAAUCUUUUUAUCUUCUGAGGGCUUUUCAGCUGAGGCUACUUCAAGGGUUUUUCUCAGGAAGAUGCGGACUUGUUUGAUGAGAUCUUGUAGACUAGUUUGUUUAGCAUUGGUCGCCCCUUUUUAUUUGCUGCAGUUCAUUGGACUGCGCAGUUUAUACAAACGCGUAUUCCCCUUCCUCGCAAACACGAUAACAAUUACUUACAAUGACAAAAUGCACGAUUUCAAGAGGGAACUCUUUCGAAACCUCGCGAGGUUCGCGAACGCAGACGGUUCGCUUCGGUUGCUGGAGAUCGGCUGUGGCAGCGGAGCAAACUUUAGGUAUUACCCGUACGGCUGCGCGGUGAUCUGCACUGAACCCAACCCGCACAUGGAGCCGUACCUGCGUUUGAGCAUGGACGCAAAUCAGCACCUGACUUAUGAGGAGGUUUUAGUUCUUCCAGGUGAGGACCUGAGGGACGUUCGGGACGAAUCGGUGGACGUUGUGGUCUGCACGCUGGUGCUGUGCUCUGUGAACGAUGUGGGAAGAGUCCUGCAGGAGGCCCGACGCGUUCUCAGACGUGGAGGAGCUUUGUAUUUUCUGGAGCAUGUGGUCUCUGAUCCCUCCACGUGGACAUACUUCUGUCAGUAUGUGUUUGAGCCUCUGUGGUACCUCCUGGGGGAUGGCUGCACAGUUACCAGGGCAACAUGGAGAAACCUGGAGGCGGCUGGCUUUGCUGAACUUCACCUAAGACAUAUAGAGGCUCAAGAAGUUUCUUUAAUGAUUAGGCCACAUAUUAUGGGAUAUUCAAUUAAAUGAAACUUAUAUGAACCCUUUUCUUGGUUCUAUACUUAAUAUAUUAAUUUCU